Aricia agestis (brown argus) is the source of this 5326-nucleotide messenger RNA. RefSeq lists its product as uncharacterized. Gene Ontology annotation, cellular component: postsynaptic specialization; glutamatergic synapse. Gene Ontology annotation, molecular function: molecular adaptor activity. The record is from RefSeq and is a predicted model, not a curated record. Lineage: Eukaryota; Metazoa; Arthropoda; Insecta; Lepidoptera; Lycaenidae. The transcript has 9 exons. Gene Ontology annotation, biological process: signaling. Bases 244 to 3747 code for a protein of 1167 amino acids.
AAUGUUCUCAGUAGUCGCGUAAAAUCGUUGCGAAGUGCAACGUCGUCGGGAGUCGGGACUCGACGCAUGUGCUCUAUUACCUAAAGAGCCCAAGCAUAGAGUCCUGUGUCGGCUAAAGACAACGUUCCUAAUUUAAACUCGCGCAUCCUAUAAUUAAAUCAAAAGUGAAUGUGCGGGAACAUUUUGUAAACUGAAAUCAUAGACUGUGUAUUGUGUGAACUGUAUGAUACUGAUUUAAGAAAAAUGGGGAAGAAGAAGAAAAAUAACGGCAAAAAAGGCAACAGAUUCUUUCGUUGGAUACGAAGUGACCUGCCCGAUGACGAAGACAAGAAAUCGCCGGUUCUUCUUCUCGGCGUGAACAAAAUAUCGGACUCUCCGUUUGUACGUCGAAGACCAACAGAUCCUAACACUUCUGGUUCAAUAAGAUUCUUCCGGCCGCCAAAAUCCAAAUAUACACGAGGGUUAAAUGGAGACGAAAGAUUGGAAAAGAUAAGACAAGAUCUCCUCGUUCAUAAAAGUAAACCUGACAGAUACAUUCCAAAUACUAAGCAUGAAGUUACAGUAGAGCAGGAAAGUAGAAAUUGUAUAAAAUUAAGCUGUGUUAAGAAUUGUAUCUGCGACAGAAAUAAUUCCUCAUCGAAUAGAGGUUCGUUCUCUUUUCAUAGACCAGAAAAUCGUCAGUCCUCUCUUUGUCCUUCAGAACCGUAUGGAAAAUCUGAUAAAGACUAUUCAGAAAAUGAAAUAGAAUUCAAAUACACAGAGCGCAUUCCAGAUGUACAACCUUCGAGCAGCAAGCAACAUUCGUACAACGUAACACCAAAGUCAACCGACAGAAAACAUUUUUUACUAACGAAUCUCAAUGAAAGGUUUCGUAAAACGCUGAGCUUAGAUUCGAGAAAAAUUGAAACUAAUCGUGACGUAAGUUUGCCACAGAACUCAAGGCCGAAAUCGUUAGUUAACACGAGUAACAUCUGCGUUCAACCGUUCAAACCCUCAGACUCAUUCGUGCGCCAAAAUUUUGAAAAAGCUAACCCUCCAAAAAAGAAACGAAAGUCAUUUUUCUCCUUAGAUACAUUCUUUGAUAAAAAGUCUGACACAUCUUCUAUAGAUGACUACUGUUCCUCAAAAUAUAAACGCUUCGAGCUCGAAAGUGAUGAUUCACCGCUUUUUAGGCGUGAGUAUUCUAGAGAAAAAACUCCUGAUCUUUUAAACUUGCCUGUUAUCAUCGACUCGGUCCGUAAGAAACAAUCGGACACCAAAAGGCAGUUAGAAAAAUUAGAAAACCAUUACUACAAAAGUUUAAGUAAGACGCGAACAGUUAUAGACGCAAUACCGGCCGAUGCCACCGACGUACAAGGACCUAGCGGACAUUCCAAUCAUUUAUUUGUUUAUGACGAUGAUGUCGAAUACAUCGAACCGAUAAGAAGCAACUUUACUAGCCAGAGUACUUUGAUUCUAGACAAAAACAACCAAAACGAUGAUUUUAAGCCACCAUCCAUUUUGACUAUCAAUACAGAUGAUACUGAUAUAAAACUACCUAGUUCCACUGUUUCUCCUAAAUCCAAUGAGGUAAAAAACUUUGAUAAUGAUUUGGAUAGUAUCGGUGCAUUUGAAAUAGAAGUAAAAGAGGCUGACUUAUUGAAAGAUUGCUCAAAGAAAUUAAUAGUAAAAGUGAUGGAUAAGUCAGUAGAUUCGAUUGGAAGUUGUUCGUUAGACGUCGACGCGAGCACGGACUUUUCAGAUACAACAUCUGGGAGUCUGAAUCUCCUAACCCCGUCAUCAACGACUAGUAGAAUAAGGGACUUCACUUCUCGCAUUCAAGAAAGAGCAUACUCCAACAACCAAACCAGCUUUGCACAGAUCCCCGUGACACCGUCUAAAACUCCAGAUAAUCCCACGCCAACUCCAAAUAAAUCACAUAAUCUACUAAAACCUCCACCCAAAAUCCAUAUCGAUUCUUCAAGCCACAGAUCAAGAAGUCAUCAGAAAAAACGUGACGAAUUACCACACAAAAAACCUAGUUAUCUUAACUUGGCCUGUUCCGUUAACGGAUACUCAAAUUUAACAACGUAUGACUCAAAAUUGCGACAAGACAUCAACAAAAGUCGAGAAGCAUCUCCAAUAAGGCCGAUCACACACACAUACCAGUACAGAAGCGAAAAUAAUUCCCUACUAGUUCCGAUUCCCGUAAGUGCUAACAAGCUGUUGGUACCAACAUUUGGCCCUCAUGAUACGCGCACCAAUUUGACACAAAAAGCGCCUUCCAAGGCGCACACAGAUCCGCACCUCGCGUCUCCGAUAAAUGCCUUUAUGGCAGCUGAAAAUAAACAGCUGAAAGACGAGUUUCUCGGCAGUAUGACGACCACCAGUAGGCCUUACAUUUCCAACGAAAGUAAAAACUUCGCUACGUCGAUGCUUCACCAAAAAGAUGAAGUGGACCAUGUCAAGGAGACUACUUUCAAGUCUAGCUACUCCGAAACCAAUUUCCGUCAAUCUGUAACUACUACCAAGGAAACGAAAUUCACCUCUGAAUCGUAUACAAUUUCUUCGAAUGGCGUUUCGAAACGAGUAGAAAUUACGAAAGAAAAUGGAGAGAAACUGACGAGUCCAAUGAAAAGCUUCAUCCAGCAACGAGUUGAGCGUCUCUACGGGCCGGGAGCACUCGCCCAAGGGUUCUUCAACCAAAAGAGGCAUAAACUAAAGAGUGGUGGCGAGGACGACGACCCCAAAGUUUUAACUGAAAAGUCCCUCAACUGUCCCAAUGAACGGAUACUGUCCCCACGCAAGUCAACGGAUAGUUUUGACAGCGAAAACGUGUACACUAGUCCCAAAGAAGAAGACCAAGUAUUGCCAGUAUUGAGGCAUCUCAGGCCCGAAUUCCGAGCGCAGCUGCCGGUACUCUCGCCGAGGAAGAGUUUGAAAUCGGACCUAUCACCUCAAAAAUCAGAAGAAGACAUUCCGAAGCCUGCCAAGACUGAUUCAGUAGAAAAUGAGACUAGUGAAGUGACAAAUGGUGUUUCUGUGAUAAAUUUAGACGAUUCCAUUAAAUCUGUGAAUGGUGUAAAUGGGCUUGAGAUAGUGAAUGGGGAGGGAGUGAAGGACGCUUAUUACUUUAUAGACUUGGAAAAAAAAGAGACUGAAAGAUUGAUUGCAUUGGCCGUUGGUGCUGAAAAGGAGUUGGAAAGCUUACAGGAUAAGGAAAAUGUGAGCGAAGAAGUUCUUGGCCUGUUAAGAUCGGCCGCUGGUAAAGCAAGACUCCUGGCAACACAGAAGAUGCAACAAUUUGAAGGUCUGUGCUACAACAACAUAAACGAGCGCGGCGACGAGCAGUUUCCCACCACGGUGGAGGACCUGCAGGGCUUCUGGGACAUGGUGUGCCUCCAGGUGCGGAAUGUCGACGCCCUGUACCAGCAUAUAGCCGCGCUCAAGGCCAAUGAUUGGCAGGAGGUAGCGCCAGUAGUAUCGAAGCAGGUGGCUGCGUCGCCGGCGCGCGCCCGCACUCGCACGCCGCAAGUCAAGAACGAGAAGGCGCGACUCGCGGCCGAGAAACGCGAGGCCGAAAGAAAAGCUAUGCUCGAGCAACGCAGGAGGGCCGCUCGUGAGCGCCAGCUAGCCGCCCGCGCCGCGCCCGCUGCUGGCCCGGCAGGUGAUGACGAUAAGCUCGUGGACGGACAGGAGGUAGAAAUCUUCGUUGGCAAAAGUGCAAAACCCGCAGCUUUGUCACAGGAGAGCAGCGCUCGAAGCUGAUUUGUGUUGAAGCUGACAUCUUAAGUUAUUGUUCACGCAAGCAAUGUUAUUACUAAAUUAUUGUAUGCUGUGUGACUGUAUGCAUUAUUUUUUAAUUAUUCUCUACAUUUAUUUAUUAACUUUUUUAUAGUGUCUAUAUGAUGAAUUAGGAUUGUGAAUUAAUUUUUAAAUAUUUUUAUUAUUUUGCAUUAUUUUAUUUAUACACUUUACUAUGUGAUUAAAUCAUUACGAUGCAUACAGUUUCACAUUUAAAAUUCCUAAUAACUUUGUCACAUUUCCUAUUUGUGAUUACAAAAUAUUAUAUCGCCACAACAUGAUGUUACAUAAAACAAAUAGAAUUUAAACCUAACGUGGCUAUUGGUAUUAUUUAGCAUUUAUUUAUUGUUAAAUUAUCUAGUAGAGUAUAAAUAUUUCUUGUGAUGGUAAAACUUGGAAAUGCAAUAACUUUUUUGGUUUUUCAUAAAGUUUCGAGAAUCUCUAGAACUUUUCGAUCAAUGCGCUGCUUGUUAUUUUUACAGUAAAUACAUAGCAAAUAGCAAUAGACAAACUGUACUCGGCCUUAGAAACAGCCUAUAACUCACUGAACGCCAACGAAUAAGUCUAGAAUAGUAUAGCACUUAUGUCUAAUAUGCACAUUAUUAUAUUAGCGAUUAUCGUGGCCACUUUUUAUCAUAGUUCGUGAACUCGAUAAAAUUAUUUAUAUCAUUAUCUUUCCGAUGCAAUUAAAUUCGACGGAACUUUGCAAAGGGAGGCAGAGAACUAUAAUAGUUGGUGUUUGCAUUUUCCAUGGUAACUGCUAAUUUAAUUUUAAAAUUAUCUGUAUAGAAGUUAACCAAUAAACUAAUUUUAAGUGCUUAAAAAUGACAACAGUUGAUCUCUAACUUUACGAUAUAAAAAAUCUUUAGCAAUCAAGUUCUUAUUUAUUGAUAAAUAAUCGUUGGUCAUGGUCACUGGUUUCACAAAUAAUUCAAACGAAAUAUGUAGUAAUAGGUUUUCAGAAGAAACUAAUUACUUAUCAGGCAGGUGAUAUGCCUAAAUUUUGAAUGUAUAAUGAACAAUUUGGUCUAAUGAAUUAAUCGACUGCAAUAUUCAUGUUUAAAUUAUAUUAUUUGAUAUUCGUUAUUUUAUUACUAUCCUAUUUUCAAUAAUAAUGUGAAUUUUCAACCCAUGUUAAUCUGUUAACUGGUGUGUAAAACCCACGUCAAACCUUGUGCUGUGUUUUGUAAGGCUGUUUACACACACGCCGCGGCGGCGCUGCUGCAUACAUUUCUAUGGGCCCUUUUCACACGACGCUGCCGCGGCGCCGUGUGUAAACACGCUAAGACCAGUCGAGGUUUGCUAAUAAAUAUCAAGUGAAGUGAUUCACAGACAAACAUGUUGUGAGCUUUAUAUCUGACUGAAAACGAACAGGGAUUUUAUUAUGGUUAUGAAGUUACAAUGUUUUAUAUAUUGCUCAUGUUUUAUCAAUUCAAUGAAAUCAAAUUGCUGUAUAAUAUUAUAACUUACUCAAAAUAUAGAUUUAGUUUACAGUAAUGUUUAAAGCUGAUAAUGAAUUUGAAUAAAUUAUUGUUUACUUGGA